Nerophis lumbriciformis (worm pipefish) is the source of this 2186-nucleotide messenger RNA. It is a transcript of the gene npy8br, whose product is annotated as neuropeptide Y receptor Y8b. Gene Ontology annotation, molecular function: neuropeptide Y receptor activity; neuropeptide binding. The record is from RefSeq and is a predicted model, not a curated record. Gene Ontology annotation, cellular component: neuron projection; plasma membrane. Gene Ontology annotation, biological process: G protein-coupled receptor signaling pathway. Lineage: Eukaryota; Metazoa; Chordata; Actinopteri; Syngnathiformes; Syngnathidae.
UGUGUGUGUGUGGGCGCGCUGCUGCCACGGAGGAAUUGAUGACGUAAGUGUUCCCAAUCACAUCGUCUGUGACUGCGAGGAAGGAGCUUGCUCGCAUUAAGGAAGAUUUAAGGAAGAUUUAAGGAAGAUUUAAGGAAGAUUUAAGGAAGAUUUAAGGAAGAUUUAAGGAAGAUUUAAGGAAGAUUCUUCUCUCCAACUCCUGCUGCUCCAAGUCUGGGAGGAGGGAGCCUGAACGCCACACUCCAGGAGAGAGAAGUUCAAUGACAGGGAUGGAAGGGAGGAAAUGAACUGCAGCUGCACAGAUGUCCGAGGGUGAAAAUAAUGGGAGGCUGUAAAGAAUUCCUGGAAUAAGAAAGUGAAGUUGUAGCAAAUGAAUAGUGAAGCCAAGAUAAUGGAGCAGCCGGCCAACAGCAACCACAACCACGCCUCGUGGAAAGAGAUUCCCUGGGACUUCACGGAGGACUGUUCGCUGUCGCUGAGCGCCACCACCUUCCUCAUCGUGGCCUACAGCGCCGUCCUGGCGGUGGGUCUGCUCGGGAACUCUUGUCUGGUGUUUGUCAUUGCCCGGCACAAGGAGAUGCGCAACGUCACCAACGUCCUCAUCGCCAACUUAUCCUUUUCCGACAUUCUCAUGUGCAUGGUGUGCCUGCCGGUCACCAUCAUCUACACCCUGAUGGACCGCUGGAUCCUGGGGGAGACUCUGUGCAAACUCACGCCCUUCAUCCAGUGUAUAUCGGUCACCGUCUCCAUCUUCUCCCUCAUCCUCAUCGCCAUGGAGCGCUACCAGCUCAUCGUCCAUCCCACCGGAUGGAAGCCGGUGGUCAGGCAAUCCUAUCUGGCGGUGGCGCUCACCUGGAUCUCGGCCUGCCUGAUCUCAGUGCCUUUCCUCAAGUACAGCAUCCUUACCUUGCCUUUCCAGAACCUCAGCGCCCCCUUCCCAGUCAAUGACCAACUGGUUUGUAUGGAACGGUGGCCGUCCGUGAAGGCUCGGCGAGCUUACACCACCUCUCUGCUCAUCUUCCAGUACUUCCUCCCUCUGGCCCUCAUCAUGCUGUGCUACCUGCACAUCUACCUGCGACUCAGACGGAGGAAGGACAUGGUGGAGCGCAGCAGGAAUGCCACGGAACGGAAAACCAAAGGCUCCACCAGGAUCAAUAUCUUGUUAACCGCCAUCGUGGUGGCCUUCGCGCUUUCCUGGCUGCCGCUCAACAUCUUCAACACGGUGUUCGACUGGAACCACGAGGCCAUCCCGUCCUGCGGCCACGAUAUCAUCUUCUCCUUCUGCCACCUCGUCGCCAUGGCGUCCACCUGCAUCAACCCCGUCAUCUACGGCUUCCUCAACAACAACUUCCAGAAACAGCUCAAGUCCACCCUGCUGCAUUGUCGCUGCUGGGGGGCGGCGGAGCGCUACGAGAGCGUGCCGCUCUCCACUGUCAGCACUGAGGUCACCAAGGGUUCGGUCUUGAGCAAUGGCUCCAGCAGCUUCAAUACAUAAAGCAAAGACUACCUCUUGCUUGCAUUCUUUGGAGCGUUUUGUUGACGUUGACAAGUGAAGCAUGACCUCGAAUUACUGCGGCUGUCAACUACAAGAGGAAGUCCAUGACAAAAUGAUGGCACAAAGUUGAAAGUGGCUUGAAAAGAAACACUCCACAUAAGAACUGCGCUCUGUACAGUUCUGUGGGACCAUCAUGUGUUUAUGACAGUGAAGACCAUCCUUACAAAUAUCCUUUCUUUCAUGCCAGUACCGAUACAUUCCUGCUUCUCAUUCUAUUAUUCCAUUGCAAAUGUGGCUAGUUUGUGCACACUCGGAGGUAAGAAAGAGUCAAAGAAUAGCGGCUUAAAAAAACUAGACCUGUAUAUUAGGGAUAGGGGAUAUGGCCUAGAAACUAUAUCGCCAUAUAUAUUGAAGCCUCCUGCGAUAACGAUAUACAAUUUAGUAUAUAAAUGAUAACAGUUGUAUUAUUUUAUCAAAACUUUUAAUUUAGUGUUAACAGCUGAUUACUUGGUUUUAUCUCCACUACUGUUCAAAUGUUGUUUGAUAAUUCAAUUAGUUUUGCACGAUACUACAAAUGUGGUUAUUGAUCUAAUACCAAGUAGUUACAGGGCCAUACUGAUACUUUAAAUCAGAGGUCCACAAAACUUUUUAACUCGGGGGCCGCAUUGGGAUAAAACAAUAAACAAUGUGG